Messenger RNA from Hypomesus transpacificus, 2252 nucleotides. RefSeq lists its product as uncharacterized. Gene Ontology annotation, biological process: skeletal muscle organ development. The transcript is spliced from 12 exons. The coding region runs from base 83 to 2032 and encodes 649 amino acids. Gene Ontology annotation, cellular component: cell-cell junction; intermediate filament; sarcolemma. Lineage: Eukaryota; Metazoa; Chordata; Actinopteri; Osmeriformes; Osmeridae. The record is from RefSeq and is a predicted model, not a curated record.
AGAGACAGCCCAAGGUAAAUCUUCUCCACUCGUCGUACAGAAGGACAGACGGAGCAUCUUUCCCCUCCCAGAGACCGCCACCAUGAGUCGCUCCCCGGAGAGAAUGUCGUCGUACCGCCGCCACUUUGAGGACACCAGCGCCACGUCUAUCCAGGUCCGGAUGGCCAGCCCUUCUCCUGUCAGGAGGCAGGAUGGCCGGCAAGCCUCGGCCAGCUACUCCCGAAGCCUGGCCACCACCAAUAGCAUGAGGGCCGAGGGGCGUCGCACCGUGUCCGCGGCACGCAAAACCCGCACCACGGGUCCCGGUGGCGGGACUCUGUGCGUUGGCUUUGGUGGCGAGAAGGCCAUCGACCUGGACGUGGCCGCCGCAGAGAACCAGGAGUUCCUCGCCACGCGCAGCGGCGAGCGCAAGGAGAUGGUCGUGCUCAACGACAGGCUGGCUGCCUACAUCGAAAAGGUCCGCUCCCUGCAGCAGCAGAAUGCCCUGCUGGAGACGGAGAUCGAGGCCUACCAGAACCGGUUCCAGAAGCCAUCGGGUCUGAGGCUGCUGUACGAGGAGCAGCUGAAGGAGAUGAAGAGAGUCGCGGAUCAGAUGAAGGUCCAGAGGGAACUGGCGCUUGCGGCCAAGCAGGCCAUGAGUGGCCAGCUGGAGGCCAUCAAGAUCAGGUACGAGGAGGCCGUGGAGCUGAGGAGGAAGGCUGAGCUGGAGAUCGAAGCCUUCCGUCCGGACGUGGACGCGGCCACCUCCACCCGCAUUGUUCUGGAGAAGCGUCUGGAGCAGCUGGAGGUGGAGAUCGAGUUCCUGAAGAGGGUUCACCAGCAGGAAAUCGAGGAGCUGCUGAAGCAGAUCUAUGCGGCUCAUGCCCAGGCUCAGAGUGCUUUCGCCCUGCCGGACCUCUCGGCUGCACUCAAACAGAUCCAGAGUCAGUACGACGACAUCGCAGCCAAGAACCUGAAGGAAAUGGAUAACUGGUAUCAAUCGAAGUUCGAGGAUAUAAGCAAUAAAACGACGAAAAGCGUGGACAAGGUCCGGAACGUCCGGCAGGAGAUAACAGGCGCCAAGAAAGAAAUCCAGAACAAGGAGCGUGACAUGGAGUCUCUGAGGACCAAAGGGGACGCACUGGAGGCCCAGAUCCGAGAGACCCAGGAGCGACACAAGAAAGAGCUGGAGGACAUGCAGGCCCGCAUCCAAGCCCUUCACCUGGAGCUGAAGUCCACCAAGGAGAAAAUCGCACUGCAUCUGAGGGAGUACCAGGACCUGCUGAACAUGAAGAUGGCUCUCGAGAUCGAGAUCACCACCUACAGGAAGCUGAUUGAGGGCGAGGACUCUCGCCUCUCCACCAUGGUGCAGAGCAUGUCUCUGAUGAGCAGCAGUAUGACUGCCAUCGGUAGUGGAAUGAGCAUGGGCUUUGGAGGAGGGAUGGGAGGAGCAGGAAUGGGAGGAGGAGGAAUGGGUGGAGCAGGAGGAGGAAUAGGAGGUGGAGGAGGAGGAGGAAUGGGAGGAGUGGGAGAUGGAGGAAUGGGUCAAGGAGAUAUGAGUAAAGGAGGCUAUGGUGCUGGAUUAGGUGAAGGACUUGGAGCUGGGAAUAUUGGAGGUGUUGGAGGUGUUGGAACUGGAAUGGGUGGACCCAAUGGUUCUGGAAUUGGAAAUGAUGUUGGUGGAGUAGGAGGAGGAAUAGGUGGUGGAGAAGGAAUGGGAGGAGGAGCAGGAGGAGGAGGAGGACUGGGUGGAGGAGCUGGAGGAGCUGGAGAAGGAAGAAUGGGAGGAGGAGGAGGAGUAGGAGGUGGAGUAGGAGGAAUGGGAGGAGGAGUUGGAGGAGGAGUGGGUGGAGGAAGAGCAGGAGGUCCUGGGGUUGUGGCAGGAGGAAAUGGAGUGAAGGUGAACCGCUCCCAGCAGCAAGCGGUGGAGAUGACCGAGAGGAGAACCGUGCUGAUAAGGACGGUGAAGACAGACGAGGAUGUACUGGAGACAGACCAGCAGGAGCAGACCUACAUCAUCUCUGGAGCUGCCGAUGACUCUGAUGAGGAAUAGGCUGGGUGACCUUUUGGACACCCUCCUGCCCCUUUCCCGCCACCCCUCAAGCUUUUUCCUGAUGACCUGCAUCUGACCUUUGAUCUCUGACCUGGACACGAGGCUGUAGCCUUGACAACCCUUAUGUUAGGUCCAGAAGCCUCUUCUACGUUCUUAACAUAUCCCUUAAAACUGCUUACAAAUGAUUGUCUAUCCACAUCAAAUAAAGUUCUUAACAAUA